Nasonia vitripennis (jewel wasp) is the source of this 3701-nucleotide messenger RNA. It is a transcript of the gene MED24, whose product is annotated as mediator of RNA polymerase II transcription subunit 24. Bases 632 to 3610 code for a protein of 992 amino acids. Gene Ontology annotation, molecular function: transcription coregulator activity. The transcript has 11 exons. NCBI's taxonomy places the organism in Eukaryota, Metazoa, Arthropoda, Insecta, Hymenoptera, Pteromalidae. The record is from RefSeq and is a predicted model, not a curated record. Gene Ontology annotation, cellular component: mediator complex.
GUGAUGAGUUUUCAACAUGGCGGAUCAUUGUUUGCGGUGAGCUCCCCGAUGUACGGAGCGUAUACAGUAUUAGAUUGUAGAAAGCGUGUAGCGUAAAAGUUAUUUAGGCUCUUAAUUAGAUGCUUAGUGUAGUAAGUUAUUCUGUAACAUAUUAGAUAUUGUGCUUGAAGCAGAUGUUUAUUGAAGAAACGGCGCAAGCAUUAUUUGUCAAGUGAAAGUAGUGUACAUACAUACAUACCUACCUAUUUACUGGAGUUGUAUACAAAAUGCUAAUUUCAUAAGUUAAAGUAUUACCGAAGAUCGUCAGGAAUUUGCGACUUUAUCGUGUACUACUAUCACCUGUAGAUGAGUGUAUUUCAAGUACAUACAUUUGUAUAGCCAGUUUUAGUAAAAAUAGUCGAAAUCGUUUACAGUCUUUGAAAUAUGGUGUAUUUACAAUAAAUUAUUUAUUGUAAUUGUCUGUAAAUCUGCUUCGAUACAAAAAUAACUGAAACUUUUGUCAAUGUAAAUAAUUGUAAUAGAUAUUAAAUUAUCUAAAAAUUUGAUAGACAAAAAAACAUGUGGUUAGUUGGAUGACAAAGAUUACUUCAUUGAAGAGUAGCUUCUAGCUGAUUUAAUUUAUUGCAAAAGUAUGUGCAAAUCUUCAGCAAUGGAAAGUAAAGUCACAAGUAAAACAAGCAGUUUGAAAGCAUUGCUAUUGCGAGCUUGGCGUGAAAGAUGGAGUGACCUCCAAUGGGGUAUAAAUAUCAAAACUAUUUUGCCCAGAGGAGUAAGUGGUGAUGUGCACAAUUUAGCUGACUGCAUAUUGCAGCAAGCCUUAGUAGGUCCAGGGCCUAAUGAAUUAGUACUUUCUUAUCUCAAACAUUCCCUUUGUUCACAGUUGGUAUCUUACGCUGCUGUGUUGCAAAGGAUAAGUAAAUAUGAUGCUUUUCACAAGCCACAUUGUAUCGCGAGUUUGUUGGAAUUCUUAGAAAUGAUCCAUGUUGGAAUAACUUGUCGAGGAAAACCAGAAGAGGACCUUUUGGCAGCAGCAUGUCUUUCCAUUGUGCACUGGUUAUUACAAUGCUAUUAUUAUGCAUUGACCAAAGUACCUCAGGCACCUCCCUUGGCUCCUCAGCCUUCUGAACUAAUGGACAAGCCAGCAUAUCUUUUGAAAGAACUCCUAGCAUCAGAUUUUAUUUGUGCAAUGCUUUAUUCAGCCAAACAUGAUAAUAAAGACUUAUACAUUUACAUUGUCAAAAAGUGUCAGGAAAUUGAAAAAGAGCAACAAAAGAGCAAUACAAAGUGCUCAAUACCUAUAGAAGACUCUCUAAAGAAACUUUGUAAUUUAGAAAUUGAAAAUAUAGUGUCAAAGUUUGUAAAGGUUGAUGCUGAACCCAUUACGUAUUGUUUACAACCAUUGUUAGCAGUACAGAAUUUAGUUAAUCCAAGCACUGAAACUUCCAUUUACAUAAGUCAACUACACAUGAUUCAAAGACUUAAAAACUAUUCUAACGCAAGAUUGUAUUGUGAAGUUAUUCGCGCAUGUAUGAUGUGCUUACACGAUGUAACGGGCUCCCUGAAAGAAUCGCAUUGGGGUGGAUUUACUGUUUUAAAACUGCCACAAAUUCUCAAGGAGCUUCAUGCCAGUACAUUAAGUGGCGAAAACGAAAGUUUUGAAUAUUCUCAAGAUGUGCUGGAUGCUUUUGAACUGUUACUUCGAUACACUCCUCUUUUGGAUAAAAUGGACAUCAUCUGGGCUGGAAACAGCGUUCAAUUUUUACUGAACGAAUUACAAAAAGUAAAUUUAGUUACAGAAAAACAAACAAUACAAAUAAGCAGCAGAAGAGAUGGAUUAUUAACGCCAUUACAAAAGUUUGAUCCUGAAAAGUCAAUAAGGACUGUGAUAAUGCGCGCAGAACCAACUUUAGCUGGAUUUUUGAAGACCCUUAAUGCAGAAUAUACAAAAAUUCAGGAUGCUUUGUUAAGCAUUUUUUUCCAAGUAUUGUCAGGGAAUAGUUUUGAACUGAUGUUAUCGGUGGCAACUGUGGAAGGGAAAUUGAAAAUCUUUGUUUCGAGAUUAAUCAAAUUUAACGAGUUCAGUAAGCAAGUUGGUGAAGUGCCAGGAAAAACGCCGACAACUCGGGCUUUGCUUUUCGAAAUUUCGUUCCUCAUGCUGUGUUCUAUAGUUCAAACUUAUGGUCCCGAAAUUGUGUUAGAGGAAGGCGGCGACUCAUUUUUCGAGCAGUGGGUACGCGACUGCAUGCCCCUCAAAGACAAGCCAAAGUCUCCGUAUAAGAUGCUGCAAAAUCUUGAUACAACAAAGGUGGACAUGCUAUUGAGCCAGAUUACUUCGGGCGAUUCGGAUCUGAAAUCAAGCAACACUAACUGGCAAGUGUCUUGUCAGUCGGCUAUGGGCGUCGCUAAGGAGUUGCUUUAUGCUUGGGAGAGUGGCGUCUUGAGUGCUGCGGACGUCAAAAGAGCACUCAACGGAUUACGCGCCGCCUCCUUUUGCCUUCCGGUUUGUGCAGCUGCUUGGCUGUGUGCAUAUAUGAGUAUCACUCACCAAGAAUCAUUACUUAAACCUGCGAACAUGGUACAGCAAUUCAUUUCGCCAAUUGCCAACGAUGAGAUGCAAGACAACUACAAAGAGAGGUCGAGUUUUAUGUUUCAAAUCAUACGUAAAAUGCAGUAUGAUUACAGCCUUCCGUCGCAAACGAAGACGAAAGUACUUACUGUAUCUCAUAGUAUAACAUCGAAAUACCCCAUUCUCGAACAACUACAACAAAUAUGGCAGGGAAUUUAUCAGCGUGGAUGGAUCAAUAUACAAGCGACACAGUCUCUAGAAUCUUUAUUAAAAACUGGAGGUCCUCUGUGGUUUGUUUCGAAUUUAGUCAAAGAAUUAUUGAAAAUUCAAUAUCAAGAAGAACUCGAUCGUUCUCUAGAUUUGAUAUUUGCAAUUCUACAUCUCGAUAUAGAAAAUUCUACUCUAGAUUUGAUAAAUAACGUUUUGCCACAAUAUUUGUACAACUCUUUGCAGGGAAAGAAGCUCAUUGAACCGCAAUCGUCAGCAUUAGCUAAGCUAUGCGUUUACUGUAUAUUUUCUAGUUUAGAAUAUAGUAACAAUAGUCCUCAACAAACAAAUAGCCGAAAACGAGCACGAAAAGAUAUAGACCCUGACGACAUGGACAUCGGUAUGCCUGCCGCCAAACUAUUAAGACUGAACGAAGCUAUUGACGCUAAUUCCAUGUUUAGUUCGAGUUCUCCACAAGCACAAGGAACGUCAAAUGGACAAAAGUCGAUUGUCUUGCGAGAUCCUUUACUCAGUGCAUUAAACGGACUGUUCACAAACUUUAACUUUUUGGCUGGUAGAAAUGGCGAAGUUUCACAGCAUACCCAUUUUAUACUACAAUUUCUACAAUUGACAGUCCUAUGUGGAAAAGAUAGAGCACGCCUUGUACUUCAAAAAAUGCCGCAAACACUGGUGCCAAGCUUGUUGAAAGCAUUACCUGAGUUCUUUACAACAGACUUAUUAUUACGAUUAUACGAUGUUCAAACGAUAAUGGGUCGCAAGGCAAUCGCUAGAGAUUUGUGUAUGCUACGUAACAUACAACUGAAACCUACGAAGUAAUGUGUUACAUUUUUUUUCUAUCAAAAGCUUUAUGCACAAUGACGCUGAAUGUAGAUAAUCUUAUAGACGAAUUAAACAAUUUCAUUUUGUA